Molecule: messenger RNA, 6143 nt
Organism: Aedes aegypti (yellow fever mosquito)
Lineage: Eukaryota; Metazoa; Arthropoda; Insecta; Diptera; Culicidae
Gene: Plc21C
Product: 1-phosphatidylinositol 4,5-bisphosphate phosphodiesterase classes I and II
Exons: 20
Coding region: 1528-5877 (1449 amino acids)
Biological process (GO): lipid metabolic process; phosphatidylinositol-mediated signaling
Molecular function (GO): calcium ion binding; phosphatidylinositol-4,5-bisphosphate phospholipase C activity
Source: RefSeq, a predicted model, not a curated record
CCCUUCCCGAAAGGGGAGCCAUUCGAUGGAGCUCUCAUGCUCUCUCGGGGUGGUGGGCAGCUCACUCUCCCAAUCUCGCGCAAGCCAUGUGCAUCUCCGGAUACGUAUUGGUGUGGCUCCAUCAUCUUGGGGCCAUCGUCGUCGUGGUCUCCUCGUCAUAAGCCAACAACAGUCCGAGCAGGAGAGUCGUACAAGUCUUGUCUGCGCCGCGUUCACUUAGAGUGAAAAAGUUUUGCAAAAUGAUCACAUCUAUCAAUGAGCCAAAGUACCGUAUCGCGUUCGGUGGUGGUUUGCUGCAGCUGUGCUAGGCGCCUAGGAACGCACUUUCACGAUGAAGUGAAGAAUAUUGGCUGAGAUUUCGACUAUGAGUUCGCAGUUGAUCGACACAAGAACCGUGCGGCGACGACAGCCUUGAGUUCCAGUCCGUGAAAUGAACCCGCGUGUGCGCGCAUUUUGGCAGUGUGAGUGUAUAAUGUAAAUAUAGAGGAAACCCAGGCUUAUGAAGUUUGAAAACAAGAAGAGUGUAAAAAAUAGAAGCAUGAAUCAGGUGUUUACAGUCGUAUGCCAUUCCGUACAUUCAACAGUUGCUAGUGUUUUUUGUGAGUGACGGUGGCAGCAUAGGUGUCUAUCGAUAUCCAAGUUAAUUCUCGAAUGCAACCAAACUGCAGUAAAAUUUAAAUUUAUACUCGUUCAAUCGGACGUACGAUUACUAGUGUAAAGUGCGAAGUGCGCGAAACUCUGAAAUCACUUGACUCGAAAGUAAACAUUGAACAUAUUAAGCCAAGAUCUCGUCGGCAGUGCUGAAAGAAGAAAGAUAGGAGAGCGAGAGGGAAACCAACUUUGGAACAGAUUUUGUCAUCUUGAAGAAAUACUCCAGUCGUCGUUUAUUGCAAUCCGCAUUGCAUUUCAAUUCAUGACAAAAAUCCACAAAAGCGGAUUUGAAUCUACGGAAGCGUAGCGUCUGCAUCAAAUCCGCGGAAUCGUCGGUCGGUUGCGUGACGGAUAGCAUCAUCGAGCUUGCACUCUUUGCGUCACUGACCGUCUCAAAGCGUGGGGGUGUGGUCGCGGGUAAUCAACCUGCGUCAGUCAGUGCUCGAAAUGAUGGCAAACACGAAACGGCCAACCAAAUCGGGUUUAGAAACAGAGUCCCCAAUCGAGAGUGUACAUAUUAAUUAUUAAUGUCAAACAUGUCUAAGUGUUUGAUGGUGUUGAUUGCGAAUAAAGUGUGCAUUAGUGUUUAGAUUCGAUUUCCUUCACUGUCAACGUAUUUCGUGAGGAAGCAGCAAGUGCAUGUGUUAAUUGCAUUGAAUUAAUUCUACCAAGUGCACAGAAGAAAGAAGAAGAAAGAGAGAAAAAGUGCGCAAAGAUUUUUUUUAGCGAUCCAGCACGCGCCGUUAUGUGAACCCGGACCGGCUUUCAGCGUGGGAACGGUGCUUAGUAGUGUGGAAGCGUUGCUUUAAUUGAGUGAGUGCUUAGUGAUAUUAAUAUAUAAAAAGGGCAUCAAGUGUAUCAGAAGAGCGUCCAAUCAUGGCUUCUUCGGCAACGUUAAGUGCGGAGGGAAGCGGCAAACAGCAGCAAUCGCCCCGCAAUACCGGAGGCCAAACUGCGGUCAUUCCAACCGCAGUAAAGCUGGGCACGAUAGAAGUCCCGAAAGCGCUUCAGGAUGGCGAAAAAUUUCUCAAAUGGGAUGAGGAAUCCUGCACCGGGACGCCAGUGACAGUUCGAGUAGAUGCCAAAGGAUUCUACCUCUAUUGGGUGGACCAGAAUCAUGAAAUGUACUUCCUCGACAUUGCCACAAUUCGUGACGUACGCACAGGUCCGUACGCUAAAAAGCCAAGGGACAUGAAACUCCGGCAGUUGGUCACCAUGGGCUCCCAAGAUACACUCGAAGAGAAGACUGUAACCGUUUGCCAUGGUGCCGAUUUCGUCAAUGUGAACUUCAUCAACUUUUGCUGUACUAGAAAGGAAAUUGCUAGGUUAUGGAGCGACGAGCUCAUCCGGAUGGCAUACAAUCUGACCCAGCUGAACGGACCCGCGAUAAUGUUCCUCCAAAAAGCGUACACCAAACUUUGUCUGCAGGUUGACAAGAGCGGGAAGGUUCCCGUUAAAACCAUCAUCGAAGCGUUCGCCACCAACAAGGCCGAGCGGCGACGCGUAGAGAAGGCACUCGACGUUUCCGGACUGCCCUCGGGGAAGGGCGACACGCUGGCGCUGUCCAAAUUUCAGUUCGAGGACUUUUUCAAUCUGUACAAAAAUCUCACCCAAAGAACCGAAGUGGAGAAGGUCUACGAUGAACUGGUUGGAACUUCGAAGAGGCGGCUCAUGUCCACAUCGCAGCUAGUCGAUUUUUUGAACAAAACGCAACGUGACCCCCGGCUGAAUGAAAUACUACAUCCCUACGCAAACACGGCACGGGCCAGGGAGCUGAUCCAAGAGUACGAGCCGAACAAGUUCAACGCUCAAAAGGGACAGCUUAGCUUUGAUGGCUUUUUGAGGUACUUAAUGUCGGAGGAUAACCCAAUCAUGGCCCCGAGCAAGCUGGACUUGUGCGAUGACAUGGAUCAACCGCUGUCACACUACUUCAUCAACUCGUCGCACAACACCUACCUAACGGGUCACCAAAUCACGGGCAAAAGUUCGGUGGAAAUAUACCGACAGAGUUUGCUCGCCGGAUGCAGGUGUGUCGAGUUGGAUUUCUGGAACGGUCGCACCGAGGAGCCCAUUAUCGUUCAUGGAUACACCUUUGUCCCAGAAAUUUGCGCAAAAAACGUACUAGAAGCAAUAGCUGAAACAGCAUUUAAAACAUCCGAAUUUCCUGUGAUACUAAGUUUUGAAAACCACUGUAACCCGAGGCAGCAGGCAAAGAUAGCUAACUACUGUCGUGAUAUUUUUGGAGAUAUGUUACUAGAUAGGCCCCUAGAUUCCCAUCCCCUCGAGCCGGCCAUGGAUUUGCCCUCGCCGGCUGCACUGAAGCGCAAAAUCAUCAUUAAGAAUAAGAAAAAGCACCACCAUCAUCACCAUCACCACAAAAAGGGCACCGUCACAGGUUCCUCGGCGGCAGCGGCGGUGAUAGCAUCCAAUGCAGUGAAUAGCAGCAAUAUAACGACCACGGCCGGAACCAUCAUCGCUGGGACCGCCACCAUGGGCGCCAAUAAUAAUGUCAGCAAUAACGUAAACGCAAACACCACUUCCGCUACGCUGAUGGCAACCGCGGCGGCCGGAACGGCAACAAUCAUCUCCACCAGCACCGGUAAUAGUGGCAGUACCGGUGCAACACCAGCUGUACCAGCAGGUGCAAGCUUACAGCAGCAGCAGCAACAACAGCUACAAUCUCAGUUACCAAUUCAGGAGGAAAGUUCCACCGCUCUCGAAACCACAACCACCACCACACCGAGCACCAACUUCAACAAUGGCAUCAACAGCAGCAACAACAGCACUCUCAUUACCACCGGCACCAGUACUACAUCACCCACUUCCACCCUCACCUCCAACGUUGUCAACACGCCACAAGCGAUAGCAACUGGUAAUGGCGACGUGACGCACCAUGCACCCCCAUUACAGCAAAUACGGCAGAGUUCAAAGGAGAGCACCGGUUCGUCGAUCGACGAUGACACGGAUAGUUCCAGCGACGACGAGGAAUCGAUGCCGGGUGCGCAAGCCGGGCCAAUUGGAUCCACCGAGGCCGACAAAGUGCCGCAAACCAAAGAGACUGAAGCGGGUGCGGAAAUUUCCGCUCUCGUCAACUAUGUUCAACCUGUACAUUUUAGUAGUUUUGAAAAUUCCGAAAAAAAGGCACGAUACUACGAGAUGUCUUCGUUCGACGAGAAACAGGCUACCACGUUGCUGAAGGAACGACCAAUUGAAUUUGUUAACUACAACAAGCACCAGUUGUCACGUGUCUAUCCCGCAGGAACGCGCUUCGAUAGCUCCAAUUUUAUGCCACAGCUAUUUUGGAACGCCGGUUGCCAACUAGUGGCUCUGAACUAUCAAACCCUGGAUUUGGCUAUGCAACUCAAUCUCGGCCUGUUCGAAUACAAUCAUCGGUGUGGAUUUCUGUUGAAGCCGGAAUUCAUGCGGAGAAAGGACCGCCGAUUGGAUCCAUUCGCCGAAAGUACCGUGGACGGCAUCAUCGCUGGUACGGUGAUUGUGACGGUAAUGUCCGGACAGUUCCUAACAGAUAAAAAAGUCGGAACGUACGUAGAGGUGGACAUGUUUGGCCUACCGGCGGAUACGGUGCGGAAAAAAUUUCGAACCAAAAUAGUGCGCGACAAUGGCAUUAACCCAAUUUACGGCGAGGAACCGUUUGUAUUCAAAAAGGUAGUUCUUCCGGAACUAGCUAGCAUUCGAAUAGCCGCCUACGAAGAAGGUGGAAAACUGAUCGGACAUCGGGUUUUGCCCGUGAUCGGCAUGUGUCCCGGAUAUAGGCAUCUAACGCUGCGAACGGAAGUGGGUCAACCAAUAACGCUGGCAACACUGUUUCUGUCCAUAGUGGUGAAGGAUUAUGUUCCGGAUGGAUUGUCUGAACUUGCAGAAGCUUUGGCCAAUCCAAUAAAGUACCAGAGUGAGUUGGAUAAGCGUUCUGAGCAGCUGGCGGUGCUUCAAGAAGAUAUGGAACCAGAAGAAGAGGAAGAAUCAUUUGUAAUUGUAUCUUUAGGUCCAAAAAAGGAUACGCUAAAAUCUAACGAUAAUGCUAGCAGUAGUCCGUUACACAGGCCCAGUGCACACCAUGUAUCUGCUCUGGCUGCUGGGGCAGCUGCUUCCACCGAUAGCGAUCACGAACGCGAAACUCCUCUGGAAAUGAUCUCAAAGGUUGUGGCUUUGCCCGUAGCGCAACCAUCGCUAGAACAAACUAGUCCUCUAUUAGUGAAGCAAGCGACCAUUCAACAGCAGCAACAUCCACUACAAUCUGAGAAGCAACAAUUGUCGUUUCAUGCUUCUGAUCAUGCGGAUGCUCCUAAGAUUGUGGCGGAACCUUUGGAGAAGAUUUUCGAAGACAAGCAAGUUCGAAAGAAACGGGAUGCUCUGGAGAAGGAAUUGAAAGCACUGAAGAAAAAUCACGACAAGGAGAAGAUCAAAGUGACGACGCAGAAAAGUGGAGAUCUGACUGAGGGAAUCAAGAAGAGCAAAUUUGGUAUGGGAAAUAAGUUAGUCAAACGGUUUAGCAGUAAGAAUAUGGCCGAUAUGAGCAUUCGGAUACCGCCCUGUGCGACGGAUGCAGACUCAUGUGAUAACAGCGCACAAGCGGAGCGAUUGAAACAAAUUUGUCGUGACCAUGCGAGUAGCUACCAGGAAGUGCUGGAGAAGUACCAUGAAGUUAUUUACAAUCUCGUUGAAGAUUUGCUACGACAAUCACAGGAAAGUCAGAUGAAACAACUGAAGGCACAACAUGAACGAGAGACUAGCGAGGUAAUGAGGCAUCUACAGCUAUCCAGGAAGAAUGAAGUGAAGCAACUUGCUCAAGUGCACAAAGAUAAGGACGAACUGGAGAGAAUGAAGCGAGAGGUUGACUCAACGCUGGUGGAGAAAGGCGUAGCCGAACGCGUUCGAUUGACUGCGAUGUACACACGAAAGCAAGAUGAACUUCAGCGACAACAUGAAGCUGUUAAGCAAGGGCUCGAGGAACAUCGAGCAAAAGCCAAAGCGAUGCUCGAGAAGGAGGCAGAAUCUCAUGCGUGUAUAUCGGAAACCUUUCUGGCGCAUCUCAACACCAGCACCAGUACAACCAGCUGCUCAUCGGUGGGAACGGUGCCGACGACUUCGAUUUCCAGUGGAAACCUGUGCGCCAGUGCUGGUGGGCCCAUUACAAAGUCCGUUUCCUCCUCCUCGAACGCACACGAAAACAACGUUAACAAUACUCACGUACAUUUUGCGGAGUAAGCAUCGGUUUGAUCUAGUCAUUAUUAGUGUUAAAAGUUAUUCAAGUGCAAGCAAUCUACUAGUUUGGGAGACUGAAACGUGAAUAGUUUGAUUGACGUUGAGAAGUUGCACAUUGGUUAGGAAACAGUAAUCUCUAAUUCAAAUUGACUGAUAAGAUAAUCGGAAAGAUUAACGUGUAACUUUGGUAGAUUUAUGAUUGAUAUUUGGUGAAGCAUUUGCUAUCUCCAGUAUUUGUGCAACAGAAACAAUUCCAAUUGAUUUAUGUU